CUGGAAGAACUGAAAGCUGUUGAGGUGUUUUUGAAGAGUGACAGCUUAUGUCUGAUGAAAGGCGAAAGAUUCAGAACAUUGCCCACAAUUCCUUCCGCUUACCUCUUAGCGAUGCACAUUCAGCAGCUUGAGAUUGGCGGUUUCACCAUGGCAAGUGGAGCAUUUAAGUGGAAUAAGCUAAGGAAUAUUGCAAAAGUCAUAAGCCAAGUUCACGCAUUUCAAGAAAUCCCAUACUCCUUUGCUUCAGAUCAAGAUUUUCAGUUUUACCUCCGCCAGCGCAUUUUACAUUUCAGCGAGGCAGAUAUCUCUGCCUUGGCAGCUGACAACAAUGCCAAUUUUCAUCAUGUAAACUCUGAGAAACAUUCUCGUAAGAUCCAGGACACGCUGCGCAGAAUGAAGGCCACGUUUCAGUGA
Staurois parvus is the source of this 414-nucleotide messenger RNA. The record is from the annotation of a GenBank genome assembly. Lineage: Eukaryota; Metazoa; Chordata; Amphibia; Anura; Ranidae.